Molecule: messenger RNA, 2419 nt
Organism: Puccinia graminis f. sp. tritici CRL 75-36-700-3
Lineage: Eukaryota; Fungi; Basidiomycota; Pucciniomycetes; Pucciniales; Pucciniaceae
Exons: 11
Coding region: 191-2158 (655 amino acids)
Biological process (GO): regulation of DNA-templated transcription
Molecular function (GO): zinc ion binding; DNA-binding transcription factor activity, RNA polymerase II-specific
Source: RefSeq, a predicted model, not a curated record
CGUUUACUUUUCCACUUUCCCUACUCUUUUCUUUUUUUCCUUCACUUCUCCUGAGAUUCUUAGAUUCAACAGCGUCGGAGUGAACCCAUCUGAACUGAUUAGACAACAUCCUAAACUGUUACUGUUACUCCACUACCUCCUCCAUCAGACAGAGCACAUAGCACUCCCUCCUGCUCUUACCACCACCUCGAUGUCGUCAUCGGUCAACAGUCAAUCAGACUCAAACACAAUCGAACCUCCUCAUCCCCCCCCUUCUCAAAGCACUCACACCCCUCCCACUAACCCAUCCCCUCAGAAUAAUGAGAACAGCAGUAACGAACAUAGUAACUCAGACAAACCAACAACAACAACAACCACAACCAAACCAAAGAAAAAGCUAAACCGCCAGCUGGCUAGCUGUUCGGGUUGUCGUAAACGACGGACCAGGUGCGACCGAGGUAGACCAUGUUCAGAAUGCUACAAGCGAAACUCGGCUUGCGAUUAUUCUGGGGCUAGUGCACCUCCCUCUAUGCCCCAUACCUCCAUCGCCGAGCAAGUCGAACGUGAAGAAUAUAUUAAAAAACUCGAGGCACGUAUCCAAGCGCUCGAAAACAGCGUCCCUUCUGCAAGUGAUCACAGCCAAUCAUCUACUCCGGCCAACCUAGCUCAAGAUUUCUCUGUCGACGAUCUGGCCUCUCAACUGAGUAUCAUCACCAUCGGCCAACGAGUUCGUUGCCCAACCGGCCUCACCCAUCCACCUCACCCCUUACGCACUCAAUUUGAAUCCAUCCUUGCCUCUCAAUCGAAUAUCCCACCCAUCACCUUCAUCCAGCCAGACCAACAGUUCUCCUUGGACUUGGUAGCAAGAUAUCCUAUCCCAACCCUCGAGGAACUAUGCUCAGAGUGUCUACCACCAAGGUCUCAGAUCGACUUCUUAUCAGGCUUCUUCUUUACUACUCUCAACCUCUGGACGCAUUCCAUCAAUCCGGUCGAUUGGAAGAUCCAACUUGAUCGCUUCUGGAGCACCCCUGACCGACUUCACUUUCGUCCCUCGCCCUCCAAACCCGAUCCGCCACAUCUUACCAAACAUUACCUAGCUCAGUUUGUCUCGAUCUUAUAUGGGAUCAUCGGUCAUGGGCUUGCGAGGUUGGCCGAUAUCCAUAACCUCGAAACCGUUGCCGAAAACCAAUCCAGUGGAGACUCCUCUGCAUCCAGCCCUCCUCGCGAUUACCAUCUGUGGAACCUUAAUCAAGCUGAAAAGAUCUCACUUUCUAACCGCUGGUUCAGGUUCUCCUUAGGUUUAUUGAUGAGUCCAGAGGGGAACAUUUACAUCAAACCAACAAUUUUUGGGAUCAGGGCCAUGGCCAUACUGAGUAACGUCGAACACGCGCCCGAAAAUAUCGAUCAUGGGAUGAUCUUUUGGUCGUUGACCACCAGCUCGGCGAUGUCAGCUGGACUGCUCCGUGAACCACCGGUUUCUGAUGAUGAAGACAUCAAAACUCUAGAUGAAACUGAAAUCGAAUCUCGUAGGCAGCUUGCUUGGGCAAUACUAGGUCUUGAUUGGGCAGGCUAUUCCAUUGCUAAUGGAAUGAGACCAAACGGUGAUCCUGAUCAAAUAACUGUCAAGUUCCCCGGCACCGUCAUCAGUUCAGCUACACCUCUCCAUCCCAUCGACGGUUGGCCGCUUGAUCCUCUGGUGUGCAUUCGCCGGAUAGCUGCGCAAAAUGAUCGCCUGAUGCGAAAAGCAAGUAUUAAGAUCGCAAGUGGCCAUCCAGCCACAUAUCAAGACGUCAAAGAUGCUCAGGAGAAACUCGAUGAAGUCGAAUCGACGAUUCCUCAACGACUUCAGGCCAGGAUCAGUGCAGAUGGCAAAUCAUUUGAAACGGUAGUGAAAAGUGACGAAGUAUAUACUCUUCUGGCCGCUUUCUUGUAUAGUCGAUUCUGUGUCCCUCGAAUCAGAUUACUUCGAUUGUUCAUUUUUCCCAAGGAAGGUGUCCCUCCUCAAGACCGACUCAAACAGCUGGAAACGCUCCUAUCGACUUCGAAGCUCCAUUUCCUGCCUUGCGUUACUAUCCACAUAAUCUCAGCAUGCAUCCUCUCAUACUGUAUGGCCUUAUCAAUACCGCAGUUGCUUGUGCUUUGGUUUUACUCAUCAAUCGGCAAACACAUGAGCUCGUAAUCGACGAAGAUUUCUAUCUCUCAGAACUUCAUAAAAUCAUGGCCUUAUUCGAUUUGGGCAAGAAAACCGUCGCGGCAACUAUGUCCCGAAAAGCUAUCACACUCUUGCAAACUCUGAUCAAGCAGGCUGAGCUUCUCGCUCAUUCUGCCGAGUCCAAGAGCUGGGAUCGUCGAAAGAAAGGACCUGGGGCUACAAUUCAAGCAAGUCACAAAUCGAUAGCUGUGGACGGAGAGGACCAAGUGAAGAAACACAAGCAACAGG